GGCUUUUUGCUUUUUGCUACUUCCCCGCAACUAAACUAAAGUGAGUUGUCGCUUCCUUAAAGACAGGUCAUAAGCUUCUCGCAGCCUAUAGACCUGUCUUCUGCACCGAAGACUUUCUAGUCAUUCGUUACCCACUUCAUCCGCAUAUCCCGCCCUCGACUCCUUCAUACCGAUCGAUAAUCACCAUGGCAGACGAGACCUGCGCAAAUUGCAAGAAGACGGCCGCUUCUGCUAAUCUCACCACGCUCAAAGCCUGCGCAAAAUGCAAGACCACCCAAUACUGUGGCCGCGACUGCCAGAAGGCCGACUGGAAGACGCACAAAAAGGUCUGCGCCAAGAAUGCUGCUGACGCGUUCGUUGGAGCCAAUACCGAGCAUAGCACCAAUUACUCUGCUGGCCGUUUGAAGGAUCUCGAAAAGCACGUGUCGAAUCCGUUCACGAGGCUUGACCAGGGCAAGUACCUACACGAUCGCCCUGAGACGGACGUGUUCAAGCUUCUCAUCGACUCCUUCCGCAUGCGCCAGGCAGACGACCUCAACCUUGAGAACAAAACUACGCCGCGUAGUGUCUAUACUGGCGCGUCGAGCAGCAUCGAGCCCUUCCGACAAUACCUCGCCAAGGCAGCUACUCGUCCCAACCUUCUGCCGCCUUGGUGGACCGCGGACAAACAGAAGGAGUGUGAGGCGUUUGGCGAGAGCGGUGCCUGGAGCGAUUUGAGAAAGAAGGUCACCAAGCAGGAGAUGAUUCAGCACUACGGUGAUGAUAAAAUGCCCAUGCAGGUGCGAAUGCUGGCUGAAGCAGUGUAUGGUGCGGGUUCCAUGGGCCAGAGUGGCGCGGGUAUGAGACAGGUCCUGAUGCAGAUGGAGAAGGGUGGCCCAGGUAACGGCCAGGUCAUGAGCAUGAUGAAUCUCGCUCGUUAAGAUGUCCUGGUUAGAAAGUAGUAGUCAUUGUUGUAUGCGGGUACUGGUCCUUGACUUAGAUCUUCGCGUGUUUGUGCUAUAGUCGGUUUAUGAUUGCCCUGGCAGAUGAUUGACGUGUUGGAAAUGUGCCGUUGGCUGCCAUCAGCUGCUAUAUUCUUCAACUAGUGGACGGUCCAUAAGCUUUCGUGUGGAACAUGUUGAAACGAGGUUUCGCGGUUGUUGGCUUUGUUACUCCACAGAAUGAUCGCUUCCUCGCGUUCAAAGCUGAUGCGGCCGCUCUUCUCUGCAUCUGUUCUGUCAAAACCGAAUCUAAUCCCGGAGUCGUAAUGGCGAAUGUCUCUGGGCGGAAUCAUGGAUGAUUCCAAACGUACACCAGUGAAGAUUACUUGCUAUCUUCAUGGCCUCUCAAUCCCUCUUGUUCCCCGAUGUAUGGUCUUUGU
Cucurbitaria berberidis CBS 394.84 is the source of this 1360-nucleotide messenger RNA. RefSeq lists its product as uncharacterized. Gene Ontology annotation, biological process: regulation of transcription by RNA polymerase II. Gene Ontology annotation, cellular component: nucleus. Gene Ontology annotation, molecular function: DNA-binding transcription factor activity, RNA polymerase II-specific. The transcript has a single exon. The coding region runs from base 186 to 920 and encodes 244 amino acids. Lineage: Eukaryota; Fungi; Ascomycota; Dothideomycetes; Pleosporales; Cucurbitariaceae. The record is from RefSeq and is a predicted model, not a curated record.